UGGCACAGUGAGAUCCUAGUGUUCAACCAAAUUGGCAGGGUUUUCUUCAUCCGUUUACUAAACUUUCAUUUAUUGACCUUGCUUUUUGAGCCUUCAGGUCAGGGAACUAAAGAUUAUCUACCACCCUUUUAUCCUAGACAACAUUGGAAACCUAGAAUGACUUAAUAACGUCCCAAAGUCAAAGGCAUGAUUUAAAAAGAAAAUGUGAUCUUCCCCCAUCUCCAUUCUUAACUUAAUCAACCAAUACGAAAUUACACUAGACUUGUAGAGAAUGCUGAGUAUAAAUUAAUGUGAAUAUCUACCAGUUUUGUUAAUUCAGUGUGUUGAGUGAGGCUUUGAAAUAAUGUGGAAAGGAUGUAUUAUAUAAAAUGACUUGUAUUUACUUGAGAGUGUAGAUAACGGGUGAGCAAAUCCGAUUUCCUUGUGGAGUCAGGGAAGAGUGGGCUGUACUUCUCUGAGCACUGCACAGACCACCUCCCUGGCAGAAGUGUCUCUAAAUGACAGCCAGCAAAAUAUUUCCCUCAAAAGGGCCGGGGACAUGCUGCCUUGCUGUGCAUCCACCAGGUACUUAGAUUUCCCUUCAUGGUACCAUUUCUGGUUGGAGGCGAGCAGUGUCAUUCUAGUUCCUGGAAGGGUGAAAGAAGCCAUCCUGUCAAACGGAUCUGUUAAAUUCAUUCAACUUUUUCCUCAUUCAACAGAUGGAGCAGCAUAUUGUAUGGGACGUAUGAAUUCUGACUGUUGGUACUUGUACACUCUGGAUUUCCCAGAGAGCCGGGCCACCAGCCAGCCGGACCAAACCCUGGAAGUCCUGAUGAGCGAGCUCGACCCGGCAGUCAUGGGCCAGUUCCGCGCGAGAGACGGUGUUACCGCGAAGGACGUCACUCGUGAGAGUGGGAUUCGUGACCUGAUACCAGGUUCUGUCAUUGACGCCACGCUGUUCAACCCUUGUGGGUAUUCGAUGAACGGAAUGAAAUCGGAUGGAACUUACUGGACUAUUCACAUCACUCCAGAACCAGAAUUCUCCUAUGUCAGCUUUGAAACAAACUUAAGUCAGACCUCCUACGAUGACCUGAUCAGGAAAGUUGUAGAAGUCUUCAAGCCAGGAAAAUUUGUGACCACCCUGUUUGUAAACCAGAGUUCUAAAUGUCGCACCGUGCUUUCUUCGUCCCAGAAGAUGGAAGGUUUUAAACGUGUUGAUUGUCAGAGUGCUAUGUUCAAUGAUUACAAUUUUGUUUUCACCAGUUUCGCUAAGAAGCAGCAGCAGAGUUGAUUAAGAAAAAUGAAGAAAAGACGCAAAAAGAAAACACACAUAAAAGGUGGUGCUGCCAUUUAGAUACUGAUACCAGGGGCCCUGCUUUCCAUAAACACCACCUUGUAGCUCCAGGAAGCUCUGGAUGGAACAGUAGUGUGAUCAUUUUGAGUCGUGCGCAUCACUGUCCAGGAGCUAGGCUAGGUAUCUUCCAUGCAUGCUCUCUCCUGUGUUUAGCUGCCCUCCACCACUCUCGCUGUGAAAUUGAAGUGCAUGUAGAAAAAACCUCUUACUGUAUGAAACUUUACAACACCUGUGAAAACAGUUCCAUUUGGUUUGCACACAGUGUAAUGUUUCUCCAGGUAUCAUCCAAAAUUCCCCACAGACAAGGCUUUUGUCCUCAUCAAGUAUGGGCCUCAGCCUGACCAUCUGGGACUGUUCUUUGCUGCCAGAAUCUUACAUCCAGUUACCUCCACUUUCUUAUUCUCUACUCAUAGUAUUAAAAUCAAUUUCUACUUCAUACAGACGUUUCUGCAACAGCAAUUACACUUUCCUUCCACGAGUGAGUCCUCUAGAUAAUGACUAUGGCCGUCACUUGGUGCAUUAGCGCUUCAACAGCGCUGUGUCCUUGCUUGUAUUGCUUGUUUUUGUUUCUCACCAUGGUGUUGCCCUCCACCCCCACCCCCAAUAAAGCAGUACCCUGUUACAUUGUGGGUUUGCACUACUCUCAGAGCCCAGAGUGGGAAUGGGAGUGGACCUCGUGCUUCCAAGGUGAAGGGAGUCUGUCCUUCCACUGGCACAGGCUGUUUUUGGAAGAUCCUGACAGAUGGAGUUGAUUGUCAAGGAAGACACACAGAUUGAUACUGAGGUGUGCUGGCAGAAUGCAUGGAAACCACAUGCCUCUGCUCCCCGUUAGAGACCCGCUUUUCACAAGUACCAGGCCCUCACUAACUAGCUAAGCAGUAAUAGAAAAGAAUCUUUACCACUGUUUAUUAGGGGAUGUAAGAUAUUCAGUAAGUCAAGGCAGCUCAAAUGUUCGCCUAGUGUUGACUUUGGCGACCGUGUCCGCCAGUGACGCCCCACAGCUUUGGCUUGGAGGGGACGCGGCAUCUGCCGCCUUGGGGCCUGAAGCACUUUCACUGUGAUGCCCGUACUCCGACUUCCCAUUUCCUGCUCCUGUUCUUGACCAUGGUCUCAUAGAGUCAAGGGGUACUGCUCAGAAAAACAACUAUUCAGCCUGUCAGACAUACACAGUAAGCAGAUGCCAUCCGUAAAACUACAAAAUACAGGCUUUCAAGAGUUGGCAUCUUUAGUUGCAUUUGCAAAUACUGUGAGAUGUAAAACGGCAAGGUGACUAAGUUUUAUAUUUCUUGUCCUUGCAAAAUUUUUUUUAUUCUGGAUUGAUACAGCAGUGUUUUUGGUUCCUUCCGUAUUUACAAAUGAAAUACUUUUUUUAGUGUUUCUAAACAUAAAAUCUACUUGGUUUGAAAUCAAGUGGUCGGAACACUUCAGCCUUUUAUUUUAAGCACGUUGAUCCAGAGUUUCAUUGAAGAAGCUUUCACUCAGUGGGUCGGGUCGGUUCUGUAUUGGCGCUCGGCACCUCAUGGCCGGUGCUGUAAGGACCAACCUGCGCUCAGAAGUGGUUUUGACCUUGAACAGCGUUCUCGUGGAUUGAAUAACCCUUAAUGGCUUGAGGUCUAGUUUUUUUUUCUAGUAGAUUUAAGAUACCUAUCUAAUGUUGGAAAACAAAAAUUUGAAUGGAACAAAGCCUAGAAAAAUGAAAACCAUAGAUUGGAUAGUAAUCUAAAUAGAUCCUAGUAUGUAUGACGGAGGAGGGAGAAUUUUGGUGCCAUUGAUUUCUCUUCAUGGUGUUGGACUUUAAAUCACUUGAAAUGUGUUUCUGUACCACAGUUUAAGCUUCAAUAAAAGUUUGCUUAAUUCAGCAUCUAGUGAUAUUCA
This is a messenger RNA of Manis javanica (Malayan pangolin), 3208 nucleotides long. The record is from RefSeq and is a predicted model, not a curated record. NCBI's taxonomy places the organism in Eukaryota, Metazoa, Chordata, Mammalia, Pholidota, Manidae.